AUGGAUUUGAUGAACCGCGUUUUUAAGUCCUAUCUGGAUGAAUUUGUGGUGGUCUUUAUUGAUGAUAUCCUCAUUUAUUCAAAGAAUGUGGAAGCUCAUGAAACCCAUCAUCGCUUAAUUCUUCAAACCCUCCGGGAAAGGAAAUUGUAUGCAAAGCUUAAGAAAUGUGAAUUUUGGCUAUUCGAGGUGGCAUUCUUGGGGCAUAUUAUCACAAAGGAAGGAGUUUCUAUUGAUCCACACAAAAUUGAGGCGAUUGUGAAAUGGCCGACUCCUACCAAUGUGACCGAAGUGCGUAGCUUUAUGGGAUUGGCUGGCUAUUACAGGAGAUUCGUUCAAGAUUUUUCUACAAUUGCUGGGCCACUUACACAAUUGACUCGAAAGGGAGUUGCAUUUGAAUG
Messenger RNA from Camellia sinensis, 398 nucleotides. The record is from RefSeq and is a predicted model, not a curated record. Lineage: Eukaryota; Viridiplantae; Streptophyta; Magnoliopsida; Ericales; Theaceae.